Messenger RNA from Guyanagaster necrorhizus, 3345 nucleotides. RefSeq lists its product as uncharacterized. The transcript is spliced from 3 exons. The record is from RefSeq and is a predicted model, not a curated record. Bases 1 to 3345 code for a protein of 1114 amino acids. Lineage: Eukaryota; Fungi; Basidiomycota; Agaricomycetes; Agaricales; Physalacriaceae.
AUGCCCUGCCCAAUUAUGCAAAUUUCUCCUGCCAAUCUAUCUCAAAAUAACGCUCCUGGCCAAGAAUCACCGAAACUGCCGUCAGUUUCGGCUCCCCUGCGUCGCUCUCCACGUCUUUCUAGUCCUAUUCCUGUGACUCCGGACGUUUCACGAAAAGAAGAGCGUCUCAUCACUGUCGUUGAAGAGGUUAUGCAGGAAUCACGUCCGGAUACGCCAGAAAACGAGCAGAUGUCUAACGAUGGUGAGCGCGGUCUACUUCUCUUUCAUACUCAUCUUCAGCUUUAUGCAGAACCAUCAUCCGUCCUCGCCUCAAGAAUAAUGCGUGCUCAUGAUAAUCCGUCUCCGCCACCUCAGGACAUCGACGGGGAUUCAUCACUGGGAAAACGGAUUGCCAUCUUCCCAUCCGUCGAUGUAUUCGAAUCGCCAUUGCGACUUUCGAGAAGUCUUUUUCGCCGUCCCGAAUCUCCAAGCCAGGUGCCAUUACCACCAUCAUCGCCUAUUCUUACCCAUCUUCCGAGUCCAAUACCGAUAACUCCCUGUGAAACAGACAUCUCGCAACCGGAUUUGAUAUCAUUCGACUUGUUCUCUGAUAUGCCAUCUGGUCCGUCCGUACCAGCACGCUCCACCUCUUUACUGGAUAGUUCACCCGCCAGUUCAUUGUCCUCCAAAGGGGAAGGAGCUGCAAUCGCUUCGUCUCCCCUCUAUAACGUGGAGUCUACCAACUCCGAUAUAGAGCGAGAAUCGUUCAGCAAUACUAGCGAAGAACAGGACGCAAUGGAUGCAUUGAUUCCUGCUGAUGAGAAUCCCACUCUACCGAUUGCGUCCACCAGCACUACGGUCCAGAAGCUUGCAGAUGAUUCCCAAACCCCUGUUCGAUGGUCUAGUCGGCCUCGCCGAAGCCUGCUACCUACUGCACUUUCUCCGAUCAGGGAAAAGCUAUCUGUGGCUCGCUUGCCUAGUUCCAGUGAAGCUUUGGCGAAAACCGAAGGCAAAGGGAAGGGAAAAGAAAGAUCAUUUCCUAGGGAGGGCGAGUUUCUUGAGAAGAGCGAAGAAAGCGCGGUAUCGAUGACGCCACGCACCAGACCAGCCAGGCGACGGGACGGGUCUCCAAUGCGCAGGAGGGCGUAUGAUGCCCCUGGUAUUUCCAGGCGACAGCUAGCAUCAUUGUCACCGGGUUCUGCUAAUCUUCUUGGACAAUUACCAUCUGUUCUUCGCCCAUCGCCAGGUGACGCGAAUGUUACCCCUUCCGCACCUCAGCCGUUUGGUUUGCCCCUGUCCACGACCUUACCUGUUGACUCUUAUGGUCCCAUUCGUUUUCCAAGUCCAAAGCGGCAAGCUCAGAUUCUAUCCCCCGAAAGGCCACAAUUUCGUCUUCCCUUAGGGGAUCCGAAUAGAACACCCGCUCGGCGGAUACCUUUAGAGCAAGCGGUCGCGCAAGGACAGUUGUCACCCCAGAGAGCUGCUAUUCUCUCUAAUCCUCGAACAGAUAAAUCCGGGUCCCUCUUUAAUAUACCACCAUCAGACAGUCCUCCACGGAGAGUUCCUCUAACGGGCCCCGAGUCCCCGAUAAGGGCAAGUAGGUGGGGUGGGGUCAGGUUUGGGGGGAAGUCGCCUGAGCGAAGUAGGUCAGUGGAACCACAAGCAGUUACACGACCAACCGCUACUUUUCAGAAGGGGAAGCAGCGAAGUGGGUCUGCUGAGCCUCCGGGUUGGUCUGCGUCUAUGAAACUUGGACCACCACGACAGUUGCCGUUCCCAAUAUCGGCAAGUCAUCCACAGCUGCCGUCUUCCAUUCCCGAAGAAACCGCCCCUGGGGAUCCACCGCCAACUGCGCCUAUAGCUACAACAAUCGAAGGCGAUUCUGUUAAUGAACCCGCUGUGUCGAGGUCACGAGUAACACCCCAGUCGCAGUCCUCCAAGUCUAACUUGAGGCAACCCAGCGUCAGUACAAGUAAAAUUCCGAGAAAGAAACCGUAUGCAAGGCCAACUUCGGCUGGCACAGUCGCGGAAACUCAGACUGUGAAAUCUUCUAGAACAACUGGCUUGCGAAGAGCCGAUCCUUUCGUUCCUGCUUCAAAGGCUUCAACUCUAGGACUAAGGCAUUCUAUGCCAACAACGACUAAUCUGAAGCGUAAACGCGGAACCGAUCCUCUGCCCUCUCCUUCUGGGCCUGCUUCCACAGCUGUACGACAGGUUUCUUCUCUUAUAAAACCCUCUAGUCCAACCAGGAAACCUUCUCAAAGGACCUUGAAGCUACGUUUGGUGGCAGAGAACGACAGUCGCUUGGUGAUGAGCAAGUUGCCCCCAAUGGAACUAGCAUCGGCAUCCCCGCCAUCUCCACGGAACAUUGAAAGUGUACAGCAGCUGAGUGCUCCUGCUGAAGACACUCCGCCCCCUGAGAACUUAGUACCCACUGAUACACUGGCAUCUCCCAAAGCAGAGUCCUCGUCAGAAAGUGGUAAACUCAUCGAUACUUCACCUGUGGCUCCUCCGGAUCCAGAACCGCCUCUGCCGGGCGUUCGUCGGACCACCAGAGUGCGAAAGUCUAUUCACCCUGGCACUGACUUAUUCAGUCGUCCCUCCGAUGCACCUCCACCGCGUGCGCGCAAACCUAAAGUUGAGGAUCCUAUGUUUGCGGGUAUGACGUCGAUAGCUCUGCGUCAGUUGACGUCGUCGAAUACAGUGAAAAACCAGGUAUACCUCGCUGCCACGCUGGAGACUGAGAUUAUACGGAAGGAAGGGGCGCGUCCGGAGAGUCCUAUCAUGAAGGCACGGACGGUGUUGCAGAAAGAGGCGGAUGAAAAGGGAACGCUGAGGAAGGAACGCGCUGAGAGACGGGCUAGGAGGUUGAAUGAAGAGAACAAGGAGGAUGAAGAGGAGAAUCUGAGUGCAGUGGAAGAAGACGACGAUUGGGAUCAGCUCGAUAGCAGCCCGGUGCGGGUUGGGAUGCAUCGACGAGGGCCAGGGGAGGAAGAAGACUAUGUGACUCCUGUUCGACGUCCACCGACGAAGGCGAGCUUUGCUGACGAACCAAAUGUGAGAGAAAAAAGGCACGUCAAGUGGGACCGAGGGCUGUCUACCGCAAUCUUUGUAGAUGAGCUCAAGCUGAAAGAUAUCAAUCCACCAAAAGAAAAUGACAUUAAAAAGAGUUGCUUGGCUCCUACGGCGAAGGCAAUACCUUUGGAUAUGUUGGGUAAUUUGUCUAAUGCUUCAUCAGCAUUGGAAGACAUCAUUCCAGAGAGUAUUGUUGUUCAGAAGUUCGUUUACGAUAGCGAUCUCCUACAGGAGCCGGAGCCGAUGGUUGUCAAAACUACCCGCUCGAGAUCCAAGAGGAGUAAAUCAUGA